AUGUCAACACAAAUACCCCUCCACCCUCGCCCACUUCCCUCAUUAACACCGGCAACCAAUCCCCUCCCAACCUUAAUCCAAACACCCUCAGGCCUCGCCCUCCUCGAGCUCCAAGGAACCCUCAACAUCCGCGACUUCGACCCAUCCACAGCCUCCCCAGGAACCAUCAGUCCAAUCCCAGUAGGAAGGAUCGAUUUCCCCGACUACCAGCCCAACAGGCUUACCUUCGACCCGAAUGACAAGAAGUGGAUGAAGAGGGUUUAUAUGUAUAUCGGGGAACAUCAGCGGUUACAUGGGGAGGUGAAGGCACUACCCAAAGCGGUGGGGGUGGUGAGGAAGCGGCGGCACCUUGACGAUGAAGAGAAGGAGGAGUUGGAGGUUGUGGAGAUUAUAAGGUACAAGCUUGUUUUUGCGUCGAGGCCGGAGCCGGUUACUAGGGGGGAACAGUUUGCUGGGAGGGAGUGA
Sordaria macrospora k-hell is the source of this 465-nucleotide messenger RNA. RefSeq lists its product as uncharacterized. NCBI's taxonomy places the organism in Eukaryota, Fungi, Ascomycota, Sordariomycetes, Sordariales, Sordariaceae. Gene Ontology annotation, cellular component: Ctf18 RFC-like complex. The record is from RefSeq and is a predicted model, not a curated record. Gene Ontology annotation, biological process: mitotic sister chromatid cohesion.